AUGGCUGGGACCACACUUCCUCUCCACGGCCUCACGGCCGUUGGCGUGGCUCCAUCCACAAUGGUUCUCGCUGCAUUGCCUCACAGCCUCGUGGCUGUCACAACCUUGCAGCCACACGGCCUUGCGGCCGAUUCUAGUAGCCAUUAUCCAUAUGGCCUCACGACCAAAUCCGAUGCACACCACCAUGUCUAUACCGCGAUCCAUGUUGAUGCCUCUCAUGGCCAUCUUGUCAACACUGCAGACUACGGUGCAAUCUUGGAGCAAGUGCGACCAUUCCCUCAUUUUCCACUGUGCUUUAUGUUCGCUAAUGUGCACACCUUCAACGAAACCCUAGGCCGCUUGCAAUUGGGCUUCAAAUAA
Prunus armeniaca (apricot) is the source of this 360-nucleotide messenger RNA. The record is from the annotation of a GenBank genome assembly. NCBI's taxonomy places the organism in Eukaryota, Viridiplantae, Streptophyta, Magnoliopsida, Rosales, Rosaceae.